Molecule: messenger RNA, 2458 nt
Organism: Phacochoerus africanus (Common warthog)
Lineage: Eukaryota; Metazoa; Chordata; Mammalia; Artiodactyla; Suidae
Gene: STX11
Product: syntaxin 11
Exons: 3
Coding region: 1181-2044 (287 amino acids)
Biological process (GO): exocytosis; intracellular protein transport; synaptic vesicle fusion to presynaptic active zone membrane
Cellular component (GO): SNARE complex; endomembrane system; presynaptic active zone membrane
Molecular function (GO): SNAP receptor activity; SNARE binding
Source: RefSeq, a predicted model, not a curated record
AGGCAGAAAGACAAAAAAAAAAAAAGUAUGUACAAAUUUGAGGGGAAAAGAAUGGGUCACAUAGGCAAUCAGGUCAGGAGAGUAGGAUGUGAAUUGAUGGUCAUCACAUCAUGGAAAUAGUCUAACAAUCUGAUGCUUUCAUAGUUAUUGUGAAGACUGUUGAUGGAUUAUAUAUCAACUAUCCAGCAUAAAGGUAGGCUCAUAUUGGGUACAUUGCUUUUUCCUUCCUUGCUUUACUUAGUAGGUUUGACUCUAGAUGGGUCGCUUACUAUUGUUAAAUGCUUGGUGUUUACAUAAUUUCUUGGUCUGAUACAAUCUGUACGGGAAGUGAGAGGAAUGUCAGUAGCCGUAAAAGGAGAUAACUGAGGUCAAGUUUGACACUGUAACCCUAAGAAAGAGAAAUAUUUAAAAACAAAAGUUCACCACCACCCAGUUCAAAGAUGUUAAUAAUUGGACUUCCCAUGGCUCACAAGGAAGAUGUUAGUAAUAAUAAACUGAGUUACCAAUACAUUGUGUCCAUUGUCUUCUCUGUAAGAGAGUAAUGAAGUGUAUCAAUGCAUUUUUGAAGAGGUUUUCAGUAAAAAGGAGUGAGUGCUUUUCACAUUUGAAGGGAGAAACUUUGGUUAGGUAAAAAUAGCUUACACACACACAAAAACCUCAUGCACUAAAGUUUGGAUAACUGGUGUUGGAUAACUGAGGUUUUUCUGCACUUUUCUAAAAAAUGUCAGCCAAAGAGAAUAAUUUGUUUUCUUGGAGAACUGAAGAGGGGUAACCAGCCAACAGGAUUAUGAUCACUGACUCAAAGGAUUUUAAGGGAAAGAUGAACAGAAAAGGAAUGUAAAAAUUCUUUGGGAUUUUUUUUUCAUCCUUAACUAGUAUUAUGAGUUGGAAAAGGUCAUUAAUGAUUCUGGAAGCUCUACUGAUUUCUCUUUAAAAAAAACACUCCAUGAAAUAGUUAUGAAAUAUAAAGUUUAAUUAAACUGGACUCCAUGAUUUAUUCCCCAUCAUUUUUUCUUUCUACAUAAAUGUCUUCUGUAUUUUCUAGCCACAAGUUUGCUUCACAUACCAGGACUAAAGCCGAAUCAAAUUUGUUUGGUUUUCAAGACUGCCCCAGUCUUGGGACUAUUAUAAGCUGUUCAGAACUGCAUGAUGUCUAUGGAUAUGAAGCUGCCAUGGCAAAAUGAAGGACCGGCUAGUAGAACUUGUGGAGUUAACCAAGCACUAUGACCAGCAGUUCCCAGAGAAGGACGAUGACUUUGACUCACCCCACGAGGACAUCGUGUUCGAGACGGACCACAUCCUGGAAUCCUUGUACCGAGACAUCCAGGACCUUCAGGAUGAAAACCAGCAGCUGUUUACUGACGUGAAGCGGCUGGGAAAGCAGAACACCCGCUUCCUCACGUCCAUGCGGCGUCUCAGCAGCAUCAAGCGUGACACCAACUCGAUUGCCAAGGACAUCAAGGCCCGGGGUGAGAGCAUCCACCGCAAGCUGAGCGCUAUGAAGGCGCUGAGCGAGGAGGCGCAGGCAAAGCACGGUGAGCACUCGGCUGUGGCGCGCAUCGCGCAGGCGCAGUACAGCGCGCUCGCCCGCACCUUCCAGGCUGCCAUGCACGAGUACAACCAAGCCGAGAUGAAGCAGCGCGAAAACUGUAAGAUCCGCAUCCAGCGCCAGCUGGAGAUCAUGGGCAAGGACGUCUCGAGCAACCAGAUAGAGGACAUGUUCGAACAAGGCAAAUGGGACGUGUUCUCCGAGAACCUGCUGGCUGAUGUGAAGGGCGCGCGGGCGGCCCUCAACGAGAUCGAGAACCGCCACCGCGAGAUGCUGCGGCUGGAGAGCCGCAUCCGCGACCUGCAUGACCUCUUCCUGCAGAUGGCCAUGCUGGUGGAGCAGCAGGCUGACACUUUGGACGUCAUCGAGUUCAACGUGCAGAAGACCCUUGACUACACCGGCCAGGCCAAGGUACAGGUGCGCAAGGCGGUGCAGUACAAAAAGAAGAAUCCCUGCCGGACCAUCUGCUGCUUCUGCUGCCCCUGCCUGAACUAGCAGGCCGGCAACACCCGAUCCCAGACCUGAAAGGGCUAGUAAGCACCCUGGGAAAGAUGUUGAGGCCGUUUGCACUGGGAUGAGUUGCUCUAAUGCCUAUGGACCUCGCUCUUUAGAGAAAGAAAAAACUCAAGGUCCAAGAAUUCCAGCCCAGCUCGAACUUGGAAAGAGGGUACAUGUCACCCCAUUGUUUCUUCAGUAAGGACAGAUACCUCCUGAAAUUUUGUGAGAUCAUUAUAUGGCACAUAAACACCCUCGCCUCUUAACGGAAGCCAAAUGAGGAACUGACAUUGUAGUGUACUCUACGGUAAAUGUCCAAGGCACGUUUGCUCAUGAACCUCUAGGAGGAAGUCAAAUUGUGCAUCAGCCCAUUGUGUAAGGACUGGUUAUUAAAACUUCAAUUCAUUUACCCUG